GAGCUGAAGCAGGCGCUGGUUAACUCCAACUGGUCGACGUUCAACGAUGAGACCUGCCUGCUGAUGAUAAACAUGUUCGAUAAGACCAGGUCGGGACGCAUAGACGUGUACGGCUUCUCAGCCUUGCUGCGCUUCAUCCAACAGUGGAAGAACCUCUUCCAGCAGUACGACAGGGACCAGUCGGGCUCCAUCAACUUCAGUGAGCUCCAGCAAGCUUUCUCCCAGAUGGGCUAUAACCUGAGCCCCCAGUUUAGCCAGCUGCUGCUGGCCCGCUAUGGCCAGCGAUCCUCCAACCCCAGCAUCCAGCUCGACCGCUUCAUUCAGAUCUGCAUGCAGCUCCAGAGCACGACCGACGCCUUCCGUGAGAAGGACACGGGGCUGGUGGGCAACGUGCAGCUGAGCUACGAGGACUUCCUCACGAUGGUCGUGACUCGCAUGAUGUGA
Molecule: messenger RNA, 444 nt
Organism: Pelecanus crispus (Dalmatian pelican)
Lineage: Eukaryota; Metazoa; Chordata; Aves; Pelecaniformes; Pelecanidae
Source: RefSeq, a predicted model, not a curated record